UGUACCUACUUGGUACUUGGGAGUACUGAUAGUUGGAAAAUAAAAAGGAAAGGCAAAAAGGCAACCCUUGUGGCGGGGCUCGGGUGCUCUUUACUCAUUGCCCUUAUCUCAGUGCCUUACUGACCGCCCAUUGAUUCAAAUCUUUUUGUCUGAGAAGAGAAGGCAGUUCGUUUAUUUUUUCGUCGUGUUCCGUAUUUUUAUUUUUCAAAACAACAAACGAACGAAUACAAAAAAAAAAAGAAAGAAAUUAAUAAGCCAGUCCGUACAUUUAAUUUAUUUUUUUGCGGACAUCAUCAUCAACAUCAUCAUUAUUGGUCGACCCCAAAGUCCCAAGUACUUUGUGGCGAAACGCAAAAGAAUCUCUGAGAUACUCUGAGGGUCUUGAGAAGAACAAACUCAAAAGUGUGCGGAUUGAUACGGGCGGUGACGACGGCAGUAUAAAGUUUGUUCCACAUUUUGUUGCUUCUGUAUAGUAGAGAGUCGGGGGUGUUUAUGGGUUAUUUGUCGUCGCUAAUGACUUAAUUCAUUUCCCAGACCCAAACUCUCGAUACGAUAAAUUAAUAUCUCGGCCUCUGGUUUGAGAAUGUAGAAUCGCUGUUCGCGGGUUUGAAAAACUGAGAACUCACACUCUGAUGGUAACGUUGUUGAUGACGAGGACAAGUGACUACGGACAGCAGAAAAGUGUAUUAAUUAAGUCGCUAGAGAGCUCAUGUUAAUAAUAUUUAUUAAAAAAUUAGAAAUAACUGUUAAUUGUUUUGACCCCAACGUCUGGCUGAGUAAUAUAAAAAAAACUCAGAAAAAACAAAACAAGUGAGAGUGGCUGCACAGUAUUUGGUUUUUUAAAAAAGGCCUGUGUUGGAUCAGUUAAUCUUUGAACUGCAGUUCGAGUGCACAUCUCGCACGCAUUUCAAAAAUGGAUUUCUAUACAAAUUAUCAAAAUUUUACCUACGACACUAAUAGCAAUAGCAAUAGUCGAGUGAGUCCAAGUGAAUCGGACUCAUCAAAUAGCCCCUUAAAACCCCGACAGGAAGUGAAUGCUCGUGAAAGAUUUCGCACUCAAAGUCGCGUUUCCAGUGUUAACACAGCAUUUAAUACUUUGAGAACGUUAAUUCCAACUGAACCAUCUGACAGGAAGUUGUCGAAAAUUGAGAUACUUCGAUUGGCCAAAAGUUAUAUAGCUCAUUUGGAUGCUAUAGUUUUGACAGGAACUACAGAGAAACCUUGUACUAGUCACAGUCUUCAAGGUCAUAAUUGUGCUGUUAUUGAAGGAGAUUCUGGAACAAGGUCGAAUAUUUGUACUUUUUGUGCUAAAGCAAUCAACGCUCGAAGCUGAUGUAGGUUUAUUAAAGUGUUAAUUGAGGAAUGUACAUAAAGGUUAUUUAAAUACAUAUUUUAGUCUCUUAAUAAAAACAAAAAUUAUUUUAAAAUUUUAA
Messenger RNA from Episyrphus balteatus (marmalade hoverfly), 1433 nucleotides. Its product is annotated as transcription factor 15-like. The transcript is spliced from 3 exons. Lineage: Eukaryota; Metazoa; Arthropoda; Insecta; Diptera; Syrphidae. The record is from RefSeq and is a predicted model, not a curated record. The coding region runs from base 914 to 1333 and encodes 139 amino acids. Gene Ontology annotation, biological process: developmental process; regulation of transcription by RNA polymerase II. Gene Ontology annotation, molecular function: RNA polymerase II transcription regulatory region sequence-specific DNA binding; DNA-binding transcription factor activity, RNA polymerase II-specific; protein dimerization activity.